Messenger RNA from Notolabrus celidotus (New Zealand spotty), 2019 nucleotides. RefSeq names its product neuromedin U receptor 1a (gene nmur1a). Gene Ontology annotation, cellular component: plasma membrane. Gene Ontology annotation, molecular function: neuromedin U receptor activity. The record is from RefSeq and is a predicted model, not a curated record. The transcript is spliced from 3 exons. NCBI's taxonomy places the organism in Eukaryota, Metazoa, Chordata, Actinopteri, Labriformes, Labridae. The coding region runs from base 37 to 1374 and encodes 445 amino acids. Gene Ontology annotation, biological process: G protein-coupled receptor signaling pathway.
GAGAAAGGUCGCCGCUUUCAUCUCCACUCCUGCAGAAUGAAUCAGGGCAGUGAGUCUGUCACCUUCAGCAGGAUGUCAGCCUCCAACAACUGCUCUCUGGACUUAGUGGCAGAGACAGGCGAGUGGCUUUGUCCUCCGGGGGAGAGGUGCCUGAAUCUGACCUCUGGUGUGAACAGCAGCCUCGUGAAUCCGGGCGAUGCUUGCCUGACGGAGGAGGAGUACUUGGAGAAGUAUCUGGGGCCGCGCCAGUCGUCUGUAUUCCUCCCCGUCUUCAUCAUCUACCUCGUCAUCUUCGCGGUGGGGGUGGUGGGGAAUGUGCUGACAUGUUCUGUCAUCGCACGCAACAAAGUGAUGUGGACCCCGACCAACUACUACCUGUUCAGCCUGGCGGUGUCGGACCUGCUGGUGCUGCUGCUGGGCAUGCCGCUGGAGCUGUACGAGCUGUGGCAGAACUACCCGUUCCUCCUGGGGAGAGGCGGCUGCUACUUUAAGACCUUCCUGUUUGAGACGGUCUGCUUGGCGUCCAUCCUGAACGUGACUGCGCUGAGCGUGGAGCGCUACAUCGCGGUCGUGCACCCACUGCGUGCAAAGUACGUUGUGACACGCACCCACGCCAAGAAGGUCAUCCUCAUCGUGUGGGGCGUGUCGGUGCUGUGCGCCCUCCCUAACACCAGCCUGCACGGGAUCAGCGUCCUGCACAGUCACUCUGUUGGUCCUGCAGGGAGGACCGACUCUGAGAUCCCGGACUCGGCCAUCUGCACGCUGGUCAAACCACACUGGAUGUACAACCUGACCGUCCAGGUGACCACCUUGUUGUUUUUCAUCCUGCCCAUGCUCACCAUCAGCGUCCUCUACAUGCUCAUCGGGCUGCAGCUGAAGCAGGAGAGGAUGCGUCAGGCGCCGCAGGCCAAAUCCGCCUUCGGACAGGACAGCUUCUGCAACGUCCGAACGCAGCAGCAGAAAGCUCGCCGCCGCCAGGUCACCAAAAUGUUGUUUGUUCUGGUGGUAGUCUUCGGGAUCUGCUGGGCCCCGUUUCACACGGACCGCCUCAUGUGGAGUUUCAUCAGCGACUGGACCGAGAACCACCUGGAAGUCUUCGAGUACGUUCACAUCAUCUCAGGCGUGUUUUUCUACCUGAGCUCAGCGGUCAACCCGAUCCUGUACAACCUCAUGUCCACACGCUUCAGAGAGAUGUUCAAGGAGGUCAUGUGUCCCCGGCAGCAUCACAUCACGCCGCGGAAACACUCCCUGAGUGUCACCAGGGUGACGCUCCGCAGCACGCUGAGCGACGCCGCGCACUGCAACGGGGCGGCGGCUCUGGAGGCAGAGGGAGAGGACGUGGAGGUCCGGAUCAAAGACGAGACCGUCUUUUAAAUGAUGGUAGAGGAGGCAGGCUGCUGCAGAGCGGCGUGGGGACCAGCUCCAUUAACCAGCUAAAACACUCACCGUCAGAGGAAAGACUGGAUCCUGGAGCUUCAGACUGUUUCACACCACGCUGCUCUAAACUCUGAUCUGAGCUCAGCAGGAACACCAUGAAGUUCAAACCAAAGCUUGAAUGUCUUUAAAUCCAGCCUACAAACAUUUGAUCUUACUAAAAUAUAAAUAACAUAAAGGAGACGGUGCUGCUCAGAAAUACUUGUGUACUUUGAAGUUGGAGGAUAAUCAAAUCAAAAGCUGGUUUAAGUUACAAACAGACGUUUACCAUGGUGUGCAGCGUGGAAACAGUCCUGUGAAUAAACAGAGAAGUGAAGUUUAAGAGUUUAAAGAGAGAGUAAAAAUAAAUGGAAGGAUUAAAGAAACGAUCAGAGGAUUUUAAGAAGUGAAGGAUUGAUGUAUGAUUGUAUAAACGUGAAUGUGUUUUAUAUUUACUGUCAGUAACGUGAGAGGAAACGUGGUGUUCAGUGAUCCUCUGUGUUAUCACUCCUGUAUAUAUAUAUAUUAGUGUUUCAUGCAUUGUGCUGUUAGAAUGAACACUGUUUUAAAGUCAUAUCCAGCCUGUUUACAGCUCUCUGCAGUGUG